Messenger RNA from Paecilomyces variotii, 4576 nucleotides. RefSeq names its product ABC multidrug transporter Mdr1. The record is from RefSeq and is a predicted model, not a curated record. Gene Ontology annotation, molecular function: ABC-type transporter activity; ATP hydrolysis activity; ATP binding. Lineage: Eukaryota; Fungi; Ascomycota; Eurotiomycetes; Eurotiales; Thermoascaceae. Gene Ontology annotation, cellular component: membrane. Bases 363 to 4430 code for a protein of 1355 amino acids. Gene Ontology annotation, biological process: transmembrane transport. The transcript has 3 exons.
CCUCGACGGACGGUCCGAUCUGUGGUUGCACUUAACCCCCCUUCGCCUCCCUCCCUCCAGACAAGAAUCAUUUGGCCAGCUACGCGCCUGUUGACUGCAUCCCUCUUGUCUGCACGCGUACUUACUGCUGGAGAUGUCGUCUUGAUAGGACUUUAUCAGAGUGGCGGUUCAUAUAGAUCUUGAGUUGCUGUCCCGUACUAUCAGAAGACCGGAAAGGUAGCAACACUGGUUCCGCCACAUCGUCUCGUCAUUAGCAGCGUCAGUUCUCGAAAGAGGCUGCUAUCGUCAUUGUUUUUUUGUGUUCAACGACUGCAAUCUGCUGGAUCUGCAAUUGAUAUCAGCACAGGAAAAUCCACCUCGUCAUGGAGGGGGAGAACGACGGAAACCCCGCUUCCCUGGAGAAGCGCGUGGACCAGGCGUUGACAAAGGAAGCUGAAGAACAGCCUCGAAAGGACGCCGCUGAGAAUGAGAAAGUGAUUGAGCAGCAGAAGUCUAUAUCGGGAUCAACCGUCACGGGCGAUGGGACGAAGGCAAAAGAUGCCGGGUCGGGCUCCGCCAAUGCAGCUGCUGUGGCUGAUGCUGAUGCCGUUUUCGCUCACCUCCCGGAGCAUGAGAGAGAAAUCUUGAAGAAACAGCUUCACUCUCCGGAUGUCAAAGUGACAUUCUUUGGUCUCUACAGAUACGCUUCCAAGCUUGAUCUCUUUAUCAUCUUCGUUAGCGCCAUCUGCUCCAUCGCUGCCGGUGCUGCCUUGCCCCUAUUCACAAUUCUUUUUGGGCAGUUGGCCUCUGCUAUGCAAGGGAUCGUACUGAACUACAUCCCAUAUCAUGAGUUCUACCACCAGCUUACACAUAAUGUUCUCUACUUUGUGUACCUUGGAAUUGCAGAGUUCGUGACCAUCUACAUCAGUACUGUGGGCUUUAUCUACACAGGCGAGCAUGUCACCCAGAAGAUCCGAGAGCAUUACCUCCAGGCUAUCUUGAAGCAAAAUAUCGCAUUUUUCGACAAUCUUGGAUCUGGCGAGAUCACAACCCGCAUCACGGCUGACACCAAUCUUAUCCAAGAUGGUAUCUCCGAGAAGGUUGGCUUGACGCUAACUGCCCUCUCGACCUUUGUUACGGCUUUCAUUAUCGCCUACGUCAAAUACUGGAAACUGGCCCUUAUUUGCUCCUCCACUAUCGCUGCCCUUAUUCUCGUUAUGGGCGGUGGUUCGAGGUUUAUCAUCAAGUUUAACAAGCAAUCUCUGGCCUCGUAUGGCCAGGGGGGAACCGUGGCGGAGGAGGUGAUUAGCUCGAUCAGAAACGCCACUGCCUUUGGAACGCAAGAAAAGCUCGCUAGGCAGUAUGACAUCCAUCUGGAAGAGGCCGAGAAAUGGGGAACUAAGCUACAGAUGAUUCUUGCGGUCAUGGUCGCUGCUAUGUUCGGUAUCAUGUACCUGAACUAUGGUCUCGGCUUUUGGAUGGGCUCCCGGUUCGUUGUCGACCAGAGUGUCGGUGUCGGGCAGGUACUAACGAUCCUGAUGGCUGUCCUAAUUGGUUCUUUUGCUCUGGGAAACGUGUCACCUAACGCUCAAGCAUUCACAAGCGCUGUGGCUGCUGCUGUCAAGAUCUACAGCACCAUUGACCGCGUGUCACCCCUAGAUCCGUCGUCAGAAGAAGGCGACAAGCUCGACCAUGUAGAAGGUCACAUCGAACUGCGAAAUAUACGGCACAUUUACCCUUCACGACCGGAGGUAACUGUAAUGGAUGGUGUCAGCCUCGUGAUACCCGCAGGGAAAACCACAGCGCUUGUCGGUCCUUCGGGUUCUGGAAAAAGUACAAUCGUCGGGCUGGUAGAGCGUUUUUACAUACCUGCUGGAGGUGCGGUAUACCUUGAUGGCCAUGAUAUUCAGACACUCAAUCUUCGCUGGUUGCGUCAGCAAGUUUCACUGGUCAGCCAGGAGCCGACUCUCUUCGCGACCACCAUCUACCAGAACAUCAGAUAUGGUCUCAUUGGUUCCCGAUUUGAGAAUGAGCCCGAGGAAAAGAUCAGAGCGAGAAUCGAAGAUGCGGCUCGCAUGGCCAAUGCACAUGAAUUUAUCACAAAUUUACCGGAGGGUUAUGACACCCAUGUCGGAGAACGCGGGUUCCUACUCUCCGGCGGUCAGAAACAGAGAAUUGCCAUUGCUCGUGCUGUUGUCGGCGAUCCCAAGAUCCUCUUGCUCGACGAAGCGACGUCUGCAUUGGACACCAAGUCAGAAGGGGUUGUCCAGGCAGCUCUGGACAAGGCAGCUGAAGGAAGAACCACCAUCGUCAUUGCGCAUCGUCUGUCGACUAUCAAGACUGCUCACAAUAUCGUCUGCUUGGUUAAUGGCAAGAUCGCAGAGCAAGGAGUCCAUGAUGAACUGGUUGACAAGAAAGGAACUUAUGCUAAACUGGUCGAGGCGCAGCGCAUCAAUGAGGAAAAGGAUGCACGGGCUGUGGCUCUAGAAGAUGAAGAAGAUGAAGACGAGGCUCUGGCAAAUAAAGGACUGGCGAAGACGAAGACCGCAGCAAGCUAUGGCGGCGUUUCCAAUUCCGAGGAUGAGGCGCUCAAAGAGCAAGUGAAGCGGGUUGACACUAAGAAAUCCGUAUCCAGUCAGGUGCUCUCUCGUGAAGCUCCCGAAGCCGCUGAAAAGUACUCAUUGUGGACAUUGAUCAAAUUCAUCGCAUCAUUCAACAAACCGGAACUGAAAUUCAUGUUCAUUGGUCUCUUCUUCUCGAUGCUGGCCGGUGGUGGACAGCCCACCCAGGCUGUGUUGUAUGCCAAAGCCAUCAAUUCGCUCUCUCUGCCGUCGAGCAUGUAUGCACAGCUCCGACAUGACGCCAACUUCUGGUCUCUGAUGUUCCUUGUGGUGGGUAUUGUUCAGUUCUGUACCUUCUCUAUCCAGGGUAUUGCAUUCGCUUUCAGCUCCGAGAAGUUGAUCCGUCGCGCACGCAGCCAAGCGUUUCGGACAAUGCUUCGCCAGGAUAUUUCCUUUUUCGACAGGGAAGAGAACAGUACUGGUGCCUUGACUUCUUUUCUUUCAACGGAGACUAAGCACCUUUCGGGUAUCAGUGGAGUGACUCUGGGUACUAUUCUAAUGGUCAGCACAACCCUCGGAGCAGCCUUGAUCAUCUCCCUCUCCAUCGGUUGGAAACUGGCUCUUGUCUGUAUGGCGGCAGUUCCUGUCCUCCUGGCCUGUGGAUUCUACAGGUUCUGGAUGCUGGCCCAAUUUCAGGAACGAGCCAAGAAGGCCUACGAAUCGUCUGCUAGCUACGCGUGCGAGGCAACCACAGCCAUCCGAACGGUGGCAUCGCUUACCAGGGAAAAUGACGUGCUCGAGGUUUACCACGCCCAACUUGAAGAGCAAGGGAGGAAGAGUCUCGUUUCUGUUACCAGAUCUUCUAUCCUCUAUGCUAGCUCUCAGGCACUCGUUUUCUUCUGCGUUGCACUUGGAUUCUGGUGGGGCGGAACUCUUCUCGGCCACCACGAGUACUCGAUUUUCCGCUUCUUUGUCUGCUUCAGUGAGAUUAUCUUCGGAGCUCAGUCCGCUGGUACUAUUUUCUCAUUCUCUCCUGAUAUGGGCAAAGCAAAGAAUGCGGCUGCACAGUUCAAACGGUUGUUCGACCGCAAGCCGACGAUCGAUGUGUGGUCACCCGAAGGAGAAGUACUUCAAAGUAUGGAGGGUACGAUCGAAUUUCGCGACGUGCACUUCAGAUAUCCGACUCGCCCGGAGCAGCCUGUCCUUCGAGGCUUGAAUUUAACAGUUAAGCCGGGGCAAUAUGUGGCUCUAGUCGGCGCUAGUGGAUGUGGAAAGAGUACGACGAUUGCUCUCCUUGAGCGUUUCUACGAUGCCCUCGCCGGCGGUGUCUUCGUGGACGGCAAGGAUAUUUCCACUUUGAACAUCAAUUCCUACCGCAGUUUCUUGUCACUUGUCAGUCAGGAGCCUACCUUGUAUCAAGGAACGGUCAAGGAGAACAUCCUUCUCGGCACCGACAGAACGGAUAUCUCUGAAGAGGCGAUCAUCAAAGCGUGCAAAGAUGCCAACAUCUACGACUUCAUCCUGUCCCUCCCAGAAGGAUUCUCCACUGUCGUCGGUAGCAAGGGAGGCAUGUUGUCUGGUGGUCAGAAGCAACGUGUUGCCAUUGCUCGUGCCCUUCUCCGUGACCCUAAGGUUCUCCUGCUCGAUGAAGCCACCUCUGCUCUAGAUUCCGAGUCCGAGAAAGUUGUCCAGGCUGCUCUUGAUGCCGCUGCUCGCGGUCGUACGACCAUUGCUGUUGCCCACCGUCUCAGUACUAUUCAAAAGGCCGACAUUAUCUACGUCUUUGACCAAGGCCGGAUCGUCGAAAGUGGCACCCACAGCGAACUUCUCCGGAACAAGGGCCGCUACUUUGAGCUAGUGAAUCUGCAGAGCUUGGGAAAGGCCCACUAGUGUCUCUUGCAUGAUUCCUAGCCAUCUCCCCUCACUUCACCGACUAUAUAUCUUACCUAACGCGUUUGGGUGAACGUUGUGCUUGAUUUUUUUUUUCCAACGCAUAUAUAAUGCUAGAUACCAUAGACUUACUGUUCUUCUGUCUU